AUGAACUCUAACACAGCAACUACUGAUUCAUAAGAGACUGAUUUUUUCGAUUAUUAGUUUAAUGAUCCUUCCAUAACGAUUCUUCUAAACUAUAAUCCUAUUCAUGUUUCAUACGCAAUACUGUUUAGUUUUUUCGAGGAAUAAAAAGGUGACUUGCAAAUAAGCUAAGUUUUGAAUUAUUUGCAAUAAGAGUAAAAGAAAAUUAUUGGAAAAAUAUAUCAAUUACAUCUAAAGGCUGUUGAAUCUUGCGUUUAAAAUACUAUUGGAUCACAAUAAUCUUUAUUAGCAGAAUAGAGUUAGUAAAGCUAUGAUAAUGUUAACACUGGUGAAUCAGCAAUGAGCCACAUGUCUAAAAGUUAAGAAUUACUUAGGAAUCUUAUUAAAAAAGAAAAGACAUUAAUUAAAUAAUAUGUAACUAAGACUAUUGAAAAGAUAAAAGGAUCAAAUAGUGCUAAGCUAGCAACAAAUGAUGUCAGCUCUCCAAAUAACGAUUUAUAAAAUCAGAAAUCAACUAAGUCCAAAUAUUUGAAUAGCCAAAUAUAGAACAAGGAAAAGAUCUCGCAAACCUAAUCUUACUUCAACUAAAAUAACUAGUAUGGGCAGUAAAGAGUAACACCUGAUGGGAUGAUAAUAAUUAACGAGGCAAAUCAAUUAGCUUUAAAUCAUCUCAAGAGGCCUAAUAUUAAUGAUCGAAGUAUGGGACUUAAAAACGAGAAAAGAAAAAAUGAUCAGGGAAGAAUAUUGGUCAGUGGAUCCUCUACUAUCACUAGUGGAUUCUUUCAACGAAAGACUGAGUCAUUAUGGAAUAAGGAUCCUUUGGUGAAUUAGCACUAAUUUAUUCAAAAUAAUAAAAAAGUUGGAAAAGUAGACAGUAAUUUAGGCUUUCAAAAUUUACAAAACUUUAACUGGGUUAGAAAUAAUGACUUAGUUCAGGGCAAUAAUAAUAUCUAGAAAAAUAGGCCUAGUACUAGAGAUUCAUUUAAAGAUCAAAAUGGAAUAUUUGGAAGAGUAAACCUAAAUGGCUAAAGACCAAGAAUUGAAAUGAGUAAUUCCCCUGGGAAUGAGGGAAGUACAACGAAUAUUCAAAGUAAUGGAAGACCCUAAACCAGAAGUGGUGGCGGUAGACCAACAACCUCGGGAUUAAUAGGUCAUGUUGUUAUUUAGGAAAAUUUUAGAGCUGAUGGUAGUUAAGAUCUGUAAUUGUAGUAAUAGCUUCUAGAAUAAAAUUUUAAUAAUGGUCAAUUCGGUCCUCAAAUCAUUAAAAGACCAAGCACAAGAGGAAAUUAAGUACUCUCUUAAAGCCUCUAUGAUAGUUUUAAAAGAGAAAAUUCACCUGUUAUUCCUCAUAUAUAGUAAAAUAAUACCUAAGAAUAAGUAGCUCAUGGAAUCAAACUUGAAACUCCUUAAAUGCAAGAUGAUUAUAAACCAAGUCCCUAAAAGGUUUCAAAAUAUGAUAGGAAUGAAUUCAAAAGGCCAGUUGUUAUUUAAGGGGCGCUAAAAAGAGGAGCAAAACAUACAAUGGAAAGUAUCGAGGAAGAAGAUGAAAACUAAUUAUAAAAUGAAAAGUAAAAAGCAAUUAGAAACUAAAAUAAUGAAGAUUCGAUGACUGCAUUUAAUACGUAGUCUUAUAUAAGCGUGACGCCAACACCCCCAAAAAGUGAAGCUAGAAAGGGAUCAUAAAAUAAUAUAUAGCCAUAGCUUGGUCCAAAUUUACCUUAUAACGGUCUAAAAUAAUCGAAUAAUAAAGCAACUUUAUAAAGAAAGAACAAUGCAUUAAAUAGUAGUGUCCAAGGUUCAGCGUCAGUUGUUUUUGCUAAUAACAAUCAAUAGGAUCCAAAUAGAAAGACUUUUUAUGAGCAGUAAAAUAAUAGUAUGAUUGAGAACAACAAUACUAAGACAAAUUUCUAUAAGCAUGGAUAAAAUCUAAAUGAGUAUGACUUUAAUUCCUAGCAUAGUACUUCACAAGCCUCAGGUAAUGUUCCAGGAGUGCUGAGUAAUAAGAGAAGCCCACGAAUGAUAGAAAACCAAAGUAUGCCAGACUAAAACAUUAAAAAUAGUAGUUUUUAUGGAAGAUAGAGGUAGAAUUAAUUCUAAAAGCAGCAUGAAACAUAGUAAACUACAUAGACUGCUUAAAAUUUUCCAAAUCCCUCGAACCAAUAAAAAUUUGGUUUGAAGACUGUGUCUGGUGGAUUUUUCAAUAAUGCUUAGCCUAAUUAUUAGGAUGAUUCUGCCUACAUAGACAAUCAUGACCUAUAGUUCCCAAUGAACACAUCAGUGAUUAUCAAUCCUAAUUAGUAAAAUUCCCAGCAAAUCGUUGAUAAGUAAUCAUAGAAUAGUAAUCGAAGUGACUAAGCAAAUCAGUUAUAGCAACAGUAAAAGAUCUAUCAGAUCAUUAAAAACCAAUAAGAAAACAUUUCAAGCUCUAUCACAAGAAACAAUCAAACUAACUAGCAAAAUAGCAUAGGAAUAAAUAAUUACAAUAGCACUAAUCCUACAAAUACUUCUACUGUAAAUUCUAAUCAUAGAUCAAUCAGUCCAAUUAUGGUAAGAAUAAUUAUAUUUAAAUCCUUUUAUUUAGUUCAAUGA
Messenger RNA from Stylonychia lemnae, 2586 nucleotides. The record is from the annotation of a GenBank genome assembly. Lineage: Eukaryota; Ciliophora; Spirotrichea; Sporadotrichida; Oxytrichidae.